Molecule: messenger RNA, 1827 nt
Organism: Phalaenopsis equestris
Lineage: Eukaryota; Viridiplantae; Streptophyta; Magnoliopsida; Asparagales; Orchidaceae
Exons: 3
Coding region: 353-1666 (437 amino acids)
Source: RefSeq, a predicted model, not a curated record
UUCUUGGCACUAUUGCAGCCGCUGUGGUAUUAAAGCCUCAGGUCAGGUCGAUGCCGGAAGGGAAGCCAUUUCUGCUGCUUCGACGUCCGCUUAUUAUUUAUCUCCCCUUCGUCCCUUCCAGCUCUGCUCGUGGAUUCUUCCUCAAUAUUAAACUCUCCAAACUCCUCAGGUUCUUGUUCUUGAGGUCUCCAACUCCGAAUCUGCCUCUUCCCUCCCUUCUUCUACCGUCUUCUACCUUCCACUGCUGGUCUUUAAAAUCCACCCUCUUCCUUUUGUUUGUUUCUCUCUCUCUCUCUCUCUCUCUCUCUCUCUCUCUGUCACUAAUUCGCCGGUUUCGCUGUUUUUUUAACUAAUGGCGCAAAAGCCACUAAUGCUCAAGGACUACCUUGAGCUCGACUCUUACUCGGAGGCAUUCUGGUGGACUCCCAUUCAGCAUACGGCUGGCACCCGAGUACGCAGCCUCUUGGAAGCAGAGCUCAGUGGUGGUGCCGCCGACAAAGGCGGUUGGAAGCUUAUUCGUCUCCGGUCCAAGGGCGCGCUUACAAGGCUCUCUGCUGUCAUCAAGCUUCUGCAAUCCUCCACGAACUUCAAGACCGCCGCAUUCCCAACUGGUGGAGGCGGCCCGCCUCGUUUUCUCCCUAGAAAUUUCUCGAAGGCACGAAUACGAAGCUUCUGGAAAAGGAGCGGGAAUGAGAAAAAGGAUUUGAAGGUCAUGUUGAAGGAUGUUGUGCGGCUAACAUCUUUUGACGAGGAGACAGUGGAGAGAGGGUCUUUGUUCAACCUAUCACCGGGUAUUAGUGGAUAUAGUAGCUCACAUAAAAUCCUCUCCUCCACCGCGAGCUCCAACUCCUUUGUAGACGGGAAGGAGUCGCUGCCCUUAAGCCCGAGAACAGAGAAGGGAAUUUUCGCUGGCGGCGGCGAAAAAUCUCUCCGGCCGUCCACGGGCAGCCAAGAACCAGAGGAGCAGGAAAUUAGUGGGAAAGUAGACAUGGACUGCCCAUUCGAGGAAGAGAAGGAACAGUUCAGCCCCGUGUCCGUUAUGGAUUUCCCGUAUCGAGACGAGGACGAAAACGACGCAGUCGUGGAGCAGCCUUCGCUCAACUCAUCUUCCUUCGACCAGAGCAUCAUCAACAUCGAGAGAGCAAAGAAUCAACUCCUUGAGAAGAUCCGACGGUUUGAAAGCCUCGCUUUGGACUCCGUGGACCUGGACUACCACUUUGCGUGUACCGCUGCCCAUGUCGAGACAACCGUCCGUGUCGAAACAGACGAGGAAAAAGAGGGAUAUUUGAACGACGACCAGUGGCGGCGGGGUCGUACGGCUUCCUCUCUCCUUCGCCGGCUUCCUGUCAACGAUUCUCGUCCAGUAUACGGCCAGAGGCUUCUUUUUGACUUCUUCGUCGAGGGGCUGUCGUUGGCCGAGGAGUGUCUGCUGGAGACGAAGAGUGGAUACGGCAUUAAUGAGGAGCUUUUGAAGCUGGCGAGCGGUUGGGUCUCUGGCGGGGAAAUCUUGGCGGAGUACAAAGGCGAGACGGUGGUUAGGGAGAUGGAAAGGAGCGGUGGAGAAUGGAGACGCUUCCAGAAGGAAAAGGAGAUCCUGAUCAUAGAUAUGACGAAGGGUGUGGUAACUUGGUUAAUGGAGGAGCUAGUGGAUGACUUACUUUCGUGACUUGAUAAGUUGUGAAGUAAUUAUCCCAACAAAUGAAGCUCCUUCUUAUCAAUAUUGUACUUGGAAAAUGAAUGAGGAUGCUCCAUGGGUACAUCUCGUACAAUAUUUAUUGUUUAAAUUUUUAUUGUUCUUGUGUAUAUAAUGCAUGGAAAAAAAAUAAA